This is a messenger RNA of Cylas formicarius (sweet potato weevil), 1146 nucleotides long. RefSeq names its product polygalacturonase-like. The record is from RefSeq and is a predicted model, not a curated record. The coding region runs from base 11 to 1129 and encodes 372 amino acids. Gene Ontology annotation, cellular component: extracellular region. Gene Ontology annotation, molecular function: polygalacturonase activity. NCBI's taxonomy places the organism in Eukaryota, Metazoa, Arthropoda, Insecta, Coleoptera, Brentidae. The transcript has 4 exons. Gene Ontology annotation, biological process: pectin catabolic process.
CAAAACCAUUAUGGCGUUCAAGUUACUAGCUCUAACGAUUUGUUUCGCAAUUUUACGCGCUGAAAGUUCGCCAACACCAGACGCAUCGUGUACCAUCAACUCUGUUAACGAUGUAGACAGUGUUGUAUCGAGCUGUACGUCGAUUACUGUGGGUUCUUUUACUGUACCAGCUGGUACGACAGUUAUCAUGAAUUUGAAGCAAGGUUCCACGGUAUCAUUUACUGGCACGGUUGAUUUCGCUUAUAAAGAAUCGUCGGGCUAUCUCCUUGAGAUCAUUGGAAACUCAGUCACUGUCGAGGGCACAGGAAGUCACUUGUUCCACGGACAUGGUGAGCAGUACUGGGACGGUAAGGGUGGAGCGGGCACCAAGAAACCAGUAUUCAUGUACCUAAAGGGUACCGGAUCAACUUUCAAGAAUUUCAAAAUCAAGAACUGUCCGUUGAGAUGCGUCGCUAUCGAUGGAUCGAACAACAUAGUUGUGAGCGGCUUUAUCAUCGACAAUGCCGAGGGCGCUCCGGGUACCGCAAAGAGUGGAAAGGAAGGUCACAACACCGACGGAUUUGACAUCGCCAAAUCGACGUACGUUACUGUCAAAGACGCCACUAUAACGAACCAGGACGAUUGCGUAGCUAUCAAUAACGCGCAACAUGUUACCAUUGACAAUUUCCACUGCAUAGGAAGUCACGGGUUCGACAUAGCAGCUGGAAUGUCAUCCGAUUACAAUCAAAAUAUCGUUCAGGACGUUACUUUCUCCAAUUCCAUUUUAGACGGAGGAAUGUACGGAUUACACAUUUUAGCAGUCAAUGAUGGAGGCCAAGGCAAAAUAGAUGACAUUAAAUACAACAAUAUUAAAAUAAACGGGCCGUCCGAUUACGGUGUGAUGAUCCAACAAGAUUUCUCUAACGCAAAGCAGGGAUCUACGGGAAAUCCCACAGGAAAUGUGCCGAUAAGCAAUGUCGAUAUUAAAGGCGUCACCGGAACAAUGAACGGACAAUACUCGUCGGCUGUAACCAUCAGAUGUGCGGCGUGUUCGAACAUCGUCUUUGAAUCUGGUUUUUCGAUUACCGGUGCCAAAGCCAAGGACGAAUGCAAGAACUUCCAACCUACUGGUUAUACGUGUAAAACAUAAUACUGAGCAAUAUUAAA